GCAUCUUGCAUCCGCUAGUUCCUGUUUCCUUUCUUUUCUUGUUCCUCAUUCAUAUGAUAGAUACGGGUGACUGACUGACACCGAGGUCAGUCUUCGCAGUCUUCAGUCUCUGAAAUUCUGGAAUCACCGAGCAUAUCCGUCCUUUUGCACAUCACAUCAUUGAUUCGGAAUCUAAGCGAAGUUGUACCUUUGCAUGAUGAAGGAUCGUCUGACCUGCGCAUAGGUCUUAUGCCGAGGGGAAAUGAUUCUCACACAAUAAUGGAUGGCUCAACUCGACUGCAUCUGCAGACAAGAAGCAGGAGGAGGUAUUACUAUUACCUCCCCCACGGCCAGAGAGUGGGCAUGUACUGUAUCCACCAUGCUGCCGCUUUAAAAAGCAGGCCCUUUUCUCCCUCAAGCGGGAGCAUUCCUGGGUAAUUGCACGUUCAAUUCCCUAUUUAAAAGAAAGAAAGAAAGAAUGCGGCGGUUGCGCUGUCUGGUUGCUGCAGUUUUCGCUACGUCCGUAUGGGCUUCUGAAGAGGGCUCGACUUUCUCUCCUGCGAGACCUCCUGCUAUACCGUUAGCUGUCAAAUCGCCAUACUUGAGUACAUGGUUGGAAGCUGGGAAUGAUGGGGGGAAUGGAGGCUACUUGGCUGGUCAAUGGCCUUCUUUUUGGACAGGCCAGACUGUUACAUGGGCGGGCCUAAUCCGUGUAGACGGAGAUGUGUACACAUGGAUGGGCGCAACAGGGACCAAAAACGUCCAGCAGACGGCGUACGAGUAUACUUCGACAAGGAGUCUUUUCACCAUGAACGUGGGAGGCUUGGUGGAAAUGAACAUUACAUUCCUCUCUCCAAUCACUCCGGAUGAUCUGAAGAGGCAGUCACUUGUAUCUUCCUAUCUCCACGUCGAAGUCACGUCAAUCGAUGGUGCUAGCCACGAUGUACAGCUGUACGCGGAUAUCGCAGCAGACUGGGUUUCAGGAGACACUGAUGCCAUUGCACAAUGGGAUUACGGCGUUGCUGAUGGUGUUGCCUACCAUAAAGUAUACCGACAGACUCAGUUGUUGUUUUCCGAAAUCGGUGACAGGGCUGAAUGGGGAUACUGGUAUUGGGCAACAGAUCAUCAGAACAGCACGCGGUACCAGUCCGGAAGCGCCGAUGAUGUUCGGAAUAUGUUUUCAGCCACCGGCGAACUGGCAAAUUCUGAAGACACAACCUACAGGGCCAUUUCGGACAAUUAUCCUGUCUUUGCAUUCUCUAUUGACUUGGGUGCUGUCGAUCCGUCGCCUGUGCGCUCCUUGUUCUCCAUCGGUCUCGCUCAGACAGAUGCAAUCCAGUAUGCUACAAAAAGCGGCACGAUUGCUGUCCAAUCUGCAUGGACCAGCUACUUCCCAGACGACGUUGCUGCGCUUACAUUCUUCCACAAAGAUUAUUCGCAGUCUUCUUCUCUCAGUGCGCAAUUCGACGCCCAGGUGGCUCGGGACUCCAUCGCUGCCGGUGGCCAAAACUAUCUGACCAUCACAUCUCUUUCGGUUCGCCAGGCCUUUGGUUCCGUACAGAUAUGCGGAUCAAGAGAUAAGACCUACGCCUUCAUGAAGGAGAUCUCGUCAGACGGAAACAUGAACACGGUGGAUGUCAUCUUCCCUGCACAUCCGAUCCUCCUGUACACAAACCCAACCUUCCUCAAGCUCUUGCUCGAUCCGCUCUUCGAGUACCAAGAGUCCAGCCUGUACCCGAAUAGCUGGGCCAUGCAUGAUCUGGGUGCCCAUUACCCCAAUGCUACCGGCCACCCGGACGGAAAAGACGAACCGAUGCCGCUGGAGGAAUGCGGAAAUAUGAUCAUCAUGGCACUGGCCUAUGCUCUUCGCGCGCAAGAUACGGGUUAUCUCGAACAGCACUACAGUCUACUGAAGAAGUGGAUACAGUAUUUGGCAGUAGAAUCCCUUUAUCCUGCUAAUCAGAUCUCAACGGAUGAUUUUGCUGGGUCUUUGGCGUGAGUUCUUUUUGCCCCUUCUAUAUCGGCUGCCUACACUUUACUGUACUUACAUAGACACAGCAAUCAAACGAAUCUGGCCCUGAAAGGAAUCAUCGGUAUUGAAGCUAUGUCCGUCAUAUCCCGUUUAACAGGGAACGAGGCUGACAGCGCCAAUUAUACGGCAAUCGCCCAUGAUUACAUUGACAAGUGGCAGACCUUGGGAAUUGCGCAUGACGCGGAUCCUCCGCAUACGACGUUGUCCUACGGGGAGAAUGAUACCCACGGCCUCCUUUACAAUCUCUACGCAGACACACAGCUACAGCUACACCUUGUCCCACAGUCGGUGUAUGACAUGCAAAGUAAUUUCUAUCCGACGGCCGCGCAGAAGUACGGUGUUCCACUGGAUACUAGACAUACGUAUACGAAGGGCGACUGGGAAAUGUUCGUCGCAGCCAUCGCCUCAGGCGACACGAGAAACACAUUCAUCAAGGAUCUAGCGACAUGGAUCAACGACUCGCCGACUAAUUUCCCCUUGACGGAUCUCUAUGAUACUAUUACGGGAGAGUGAGUCCAUAUCAUUAUUAAUAGCUGGGAUUGAUCAUAUCCUAGGACUAUUUGACCUUUUUUUUAUCCGCUACUAUUUAGAAUAAAUGCUAAUAAUGGAGAACAGCUACCCAGACUCCUCCCUCGUUUUCAAAGCGCGACCUGUUAUGGGCGGAUCCUUUGCUUUACUUCUAUUGAACUAGACUGAUUUUUCUAUAUAUAUCACUUCCACACUAUCAGGUCCUCUUAACUCUGGAGCAGAGGGGCUUUUAACUAAUUAAUAAUAUUUUAGUAGGC
This is a messenger RNA of Monascus purpureus, 2796 nucleotides long. The record is from the annotation of a GenBank genome assembly. NCBI's taxonomy places the organism in Eukaryota, Fungi, Ascomycota, Eurotiomycetes, Eurotiales, Aspergillaceae.